Messenger RNA from Centruroides sculpturatus (bark scorpion), 2745 nucleotides. RefSeq lists its product as uncharacterized. The coding region runs from base 1 to 2745 and encodes 914 amino acids. Gene Ontology annotation, biological process: DNA integration; proteolysis. Gene Ontology annotation, molecular function: nucleic acid binding; aspartic-type endopeptidase activity. Lineage: Eukaryota; Metazoa; Arthropoda; Arachnida; Scorpiones; Buthidae. The record is from RefSeq and is a predicted model, not a curated record. The transcript is spliced from 2 exons.
AUGGAGAUGACGAGUAUGGAACCUUCAGACGAUCGUUCAAUCCCUGUACCAAGCACCACUUCCCAAGCAAUUCAUCAGGAUAUGGUAAAUGGAACCCCAGUAGUCACGGGAUAUCUAGGGAUGAUUCCAAUGUUCUCUAGUUCACCGACGGAUAGUGUUACAAUCGAGCAAUUCUUCGACAUACUGGAAGAAGUGUCGUCCAUCGCCGGAUGGGACAAUGGAACACGUUUGGUAGUGGCACAAUCGAGACUGAAGAAUGAACCAUUCAAGUUACUUAUGGACUUGCGGGCUGUUUAUGGUAAGGACUAUGUUCGAAUAAAGACGGCUCUUGUAUGUAGUCUCCAUCGGCCUACAACGAGUGAAGGAAAUACAUUGAAGGACUUUAUUAGUAUACGACAAAGGCGCAGCGAAACUGUCGGUGAGUACAAGGUUUGUUUAUGUAUCGCGUUCGAGAAAAUGAUUUGUUCGAAUCCUCAUAUGGCUACGCUAAGGGACGAGAUGCUCCGUAGCCAGUUCGUCCAAGGACUCACCCUGGAAUUGAGGAUGAAGUUGUUAGAACGCGAUCCUCAGUCGUUUGAUAGUGCGGUCGAGGUAGCGGAAAGAUUGUAUAAUAUCGAACAAUCGUGCGGUUUUCGUGAAGUUCAGGUGGGUGGCGUAGUCGUGCCUCCGUUUAACGGGACGGAAGAUCCCAGUAAGGAAUCAACUAACAUGGCCGAGCUAUCAGCAAAACUUGCUAGUUUAGAGGAAACCGUUACUAAGCUUUCACAGGCAGUCAUGGGAUUGUCUGUUAAUCCAAACAAGCACGACACUAAUGAACAAACCAAAAGGGCUGGUCCUGAACGGAAAUGUUUCAUUUGCAAAAGCAAGGACCACCUGUGCUCUAAUUGUCCGUUAAAUUUAAACUCGGAAUUGAUCAUCGACCUGGCUGAGGAACCCAAAAUCAACGACCACAAGCUCCCAAUUAUUUCUGGUGAAAUUAAUGGGCGCACUGUGAGCUUGUUAAUUGACACCGGGGCCGAAAGGUCCCUCAUUAACCAAGGAAAUUUGGAGUCUCUGGGGAGUGCAGACCACCAAUGUAAUGUGGUCAACGUAAGGGUCAAAGGGGUAUCUGGGGGCAUCAUGAGAUGCGACAGGAGUUUUUUGUUUAAAGUGAAGUUCGGUGGUAAGGUCGUUCCUACGCAAUUCAUCGGUGUCGACUCUGGGAUUUUGGUCGGGAAUCACGGCAUCCUUGGCAUGGACUUCUUGUGUGCCUGCCCGGAAAUCUUGACAAAAAUAGCGCACAUCAUGAAAAGGGGUGCUGUUGUGGCAAAAGGAAGUUCGGCAGUUACGUUUGUGUCAUUGUGCAAAACCCCCAAUUCACCGGACCCAAUUGGACAAGUCGACUUAUCACACUUACCCAGCGAGCAAGCUAUAAAGAUACAUGAUAUCAAUUCCGUAUCCCCUCCUGAGGAUAACAACAACAGGAGUGUAAAUGAUCGAGUGAUUGCAUCUCAGCAAUUAGAUAGUCGGAUAAUUGAGAUCCGCGACACUCUGUUAAAAGGGGAAGUUGGCAACACCCCCACUAACCUCCAGGACUUUGAGGUGAGUAAUAAUCUCUUGAUCAAAAAUGGGCUAAACUAUAGAGGUGAGCCUGUUAAGUGCCUUUGUGUCGGUGACACUAUGCAGAUACCUCUAAUUGAACAUUACCAUGAGAUGGGCGGGCAUAGUGGUGCAGAAAAGACCCUGAAGAAAAUGAGGGGCAAGUAUUUCUUCCCUAAUAUGAAGAGGAAGAUCAAACAUUUCAUAAACAGGUGCGAAAUUUGUCAAAAAUUCAAUCGCACCACUCAUAAGGUGCCGAUCCAAGAGGUAACUCACCCGAACGAACCGAUGCAAGUGAUCGCAGUGGACGUGAUAGGUCCCGUGCCCGAAUCACGAAGGGGAAACCGGUACAUUAUCGUUUUCAUUGAUAUGUUCACAAGAUUCAUCGAGGCCAUCCCCGUCCCGGAGGUGUCGUCGAAAACUAUAGCGGACUCCCUCUUCGAGAAUAUUGUGUGCCGUUACGGCGGCGGGCAAACUCUCAUUUCCGACCGGGGGACGAACUUGACCUCGAAAAUUAUGAAUGAUGCAUGCAACAUACUGAACAUCGACCGGAAAUUAACUACCGCAUAUCGACCUACUUCCAAUGGGACUUGUGAGAGGGCAAAUAAGACUAUAAUUGAAAUGAUCUCCAGGAUUUCGAAUGGCGACAAUGCUGAUUGGGAUAAAUAUAUUCCAUCAGCGUUGUUAGCUUACCGUACCACUAUUCACAGUUCGACUGGUGAGACGCCAUCUUUCCUGCUGUACGGGUUUGAUCCCGUCAUCCCUGGUGAGCCCCGUACCACGGACAUGGAUCAAGAUGCUAAAAGUGCUCUGGACUACCGUGAAAAACUAAUACGUAAGCUCCAUGUGUGUCGUGAGGCAGCGGAGGUAUUCAACAAAGAGCAACUAGCAAAGAAAAGAGCGUACUGGAAUAAAAACCGAAGGCUGAGGAAAUUCAGAGUUGGGGAUUUGGUAUUAAUUAAGAAACCAUCAAAAGUUACACAUAAAAAAUUCUCGGCAUGGCAUACCGGUCCUUUCCGGGUAGAGGAAGUCCUCAAUGAUGUAGUGGUCAGGAUGGAGAGGAGAGGAUCAGAACCUCUUCCACGACCUCAUUCAGUCGCUCAGGCAUACUUGCCACAAGAUUGUCGCAUAGUAUGCCCUCAUGAAGCUUCUCCCAACGAACUCUGA